Cyanidioschyzon merolae strain 10D is the source of this 903-nucleotide messenger RNA. RefSeq names its product similar to procollagen N-endopeptidase. The record is from RefSeq and is a predicted model, not a curated record. Gene Ontology annotation, cellular component: ESCRT III complex; multivesicular body. Gene Ontology annotation, biological process: endosome transport via multivesicular body sorting pathway; protein transport; late endosome to vacuole transport. The coding region runs from base 1 to 903 and encodes 300 amino acids. Lineage: Eukaryota; Rhodophyta; Bangiophyceae; Cyanidiales; Cyanidiaceae. The transcript has a single exon.
AUGGGGGCCACCAGCGUCGCGCCUCAGCCCGCCGCCGCGCUGCCGUUACACCAGCACACACACACCUGCCUCGCUGUGGACAGCGCCAGCUUCGGUGCUGUCUCCGGCACGGCAGCCGCGGCACGCAACAUAGCGCGCGCGUACCGCCUACCUGCUGGACGUUCCCGGGGGCGGGGAUUCUUCGCACCUCUUCGUGCGGCUAGUCGUACGAGAACUCCAGAACCUGUUCUACGGAACAUGGGCGGAUCACUUUCUGGAAUGCAGAAAAUAGACCGAAAGGUCUUCGAUAUGCGGUUGACAGCAAAGAGGCUUGGUCGUCUUGCAGUCAAGCACCAACGUCUCGCUGAACAGGAAAAGGAACGGACGCGGAAAGCGCUUUCGAGCGGAAACCUGGAAGCGGCACGCACGCACGCCGAAUCAUCUAUCCGCAACAACAAACAAUCCAACGCAUACUUAAAACUACAAGCUCGGAUGGACGCUGUUGCGGCACGAAUAGAGUCGAGUCAGAACUUGCGUCUCGCCACGGGGAAUAUCACGGCGGUGUCGACGCACCUGAGUCGAGCUGUAGAGCGAAUGGACUUGGAAGAAAUCGCGAGCCGUUUAGCGCAGUUCGAGCGCAUUAUGGAGGAUAUGGACGUGCGUUCCACAUAUGUGGACGAGACCAUGCGUACUGUGGCCGACGUCGGGGCGCCACGCGAAGAGGUGGACCGCUUGAUUCAGAGAGUCGCCGAUGAGUACGGUCUCGAGCUUGCCGAUGCUUUGGCUUCACCAGGGUUGACUGCGCUCGAUGCCACACGUGUUCGGCGAGCAGACGAAGAGCGCCGGAGGCAACGUCGUCUAGACGAGGAAGAGCGCGCACGACUAGAGGCACGGUUCGCGAAGCUAUCUGCGCCGGCACCCUGA